GAAUGAAACCAAACUUGGCAGUGCAGUGGUUCUGGUAACGUUCUCCCAGAAACAUGUGGAAGAUACUAGCUUUUUUCACCCUAACAGUAACCCUGGUUCCUACUGACAGUCUGCCGAAGUCUUAUUUUCAGUCCAGCAAACAUCAUGGCGUCAAGGCAGAUCCCCAGUUCACAGAGAAGUAUUUCAGUCAGACAGUGGACCACUUCAACUUUAACAGCAUGGGAAAUGGAACCUUCAAUCAGCGUUACCUGAUCACAGACAAAUACUGGAAGAAAGGCUAUGGUCCGAUCUUCUUCUACACCGGUAAUGAGGGAGACAUCUGGGAAUUUGCUCUGAACUCCGGCUUUAUCACAGAGUUAGCUGCUCAGCAGGGUGCACUGGUCAUUUUUGCUGAACAUAGGUACUAUGGCGCAUCUCUGCCAUUUGGCAACGAUUCCUUCAAUAUUCCUCAGGUCGGCCUGCUGACAGUGGAGCAGGCCCUUGCCGACUAUGCUGUCAUGAUCACUGAGCUUAAACAGCAGCUGCAAGCCACAGACUGUCCCGUCAUAGUGUUUGGUGGCAGUUACGGUGGAAUGCUGUCAGUGUACAUGAGACUCAAGUAUCCAAACAUUGUGGCUGGAGCUCUGGCAGCGAGCGCCCCCAUCCUGUCUACUGCUGGACUGGGAGACUCUAGACAGUUUUUCCGAGACGUUACAGCUGAUUUUGAGAGCAUUGCCCCUGAAUGCAGAGAUGCUGUAAGACAAGCUUUCCAUCAGCUGAAAGAGUUAGCUGAUCACCAAGAUUACAGUCGCAUCCAGUCAGAAUUUGCUCUGUGUAAGCCUCCAUCAUCUGCUAAGGACAUCCACCAGCUGAAUGGCCUGCUGAGAAAUGCCUUCACUCUAUUGGCCAUGCUGGACUACCCCUACAGCACUCACUUCAUGGGCAACAUGCCUGCCCACCCUGUCAAGGUGGCCUGUACAACCAUGCUGAGUGGCUUCAACCUGCUGGCUAACCUCAAGGACACUGCAGGGAUUGUAUACAACUCUACAGGGCUGCUGACUUGUUUUGACCUGUACAAUCUGUACGUGGAGUGUGCUGAUCCCACUGGAUGUGGACUGGGUUUCAACAGCCAGGCCUGGGACUACCAGGCAUGCACAGAGAUUGAACUGUGCUAUGAGAGCAACAAUGUGACGGACAUGUUUCCUCCCAUGCCCUUCACUGAGCGAGACCGUGAAGUUUACUGCUCCAAACGCUGGGCUGUAGUUCCACGACCAGGCUGGCUCAAAAUCCAGUUCUGGGCUGAUGCUCUCUCCACAGCCAGCAACAUUAUUUUCUCCAAUGGAGAUCUGGACCCAUGGGCCAAUGGAGGGGUGCGCAAGUCCUUGAGCUCAUCACUGGUAGCUCUCAACAUUUCUGAAGGAGCCCAUCAUCUGGACCUGAGGGAAUCUAAUGAGGCUGAUCCAGUGUCAGUAAUCAGAGCCAGGAAGACAGAGGCAGAGCUCAUCUCGCAGUGGGUGAAGAUGGAGAGGACCAGAAUACAAAAGUUAUCUUAAGGCACAGGUCCAAACUUUGUUUUACGACUGGGAUUAUGUAAAACCAGUUGACAUAAUAAAUAUGAAAAAGUGA
Stegastes partitus (bicolor damselfish) is the source of this 1605-nucleotide messenger RNA. It is a transcript of the gene dpp7, whose product is annotated as dipeptidyl-peptidase 7. Bases 54 to 1532 code for a protein of 492 amino acids. The record is from RefSeq and is a predicted model, not a curated record. Gene Ontology annotation, biological process: proteolysis. Lineage: Eukaryota; Metazoa; Chordata; Actinopteri; Pomacentridae. The transcript has 13 exons. Gene Ontology annotation, cellular component: vesicle. Gene Ontology annotation, molecular function: serine-type exopeptidase activity; dipeptidyl-peptidase activity.